AUGCGGCCUAAUUCUGCAACACUACACCAUUUGAGCCUUUAUUUUCAUGUUUUCACAGAUAAUGUAUCCCGAAACCGGGGGUAAAGACACUCGUUCACGUGAAAGACUGGCUAGGUGUGAUCUUUCAAAGAAUCGAUAUGAGAGAAAACAGCAGAUGAACCAUAUAUUCAAACAAACACGAACAUGAUUUAAUAACCCGGACAUCAGUAUGGUAUCGUUACGUGUCAAAAAAAAAAACGGAAUAAGCUCACUCUCCCAAACAAAACGGGUUAUAAAACACAUUACAGAUGCUUAUUUAAUUGAAUUUCACUAUUUGGUCAUUCCAUUUAAUAGAUUUCACUUUCAACACAACAGAUAAAGUGUUUUAUGCAUGGGUGAGUUUUACUUCUACCAGCAGGCGUCACCAGUUCGGAGCUUUGACAGUAACCUUUUACUUUCGCCAGAGAAUGUCGCUCUUCUCUCGCCAUACUUUGUUAGCCACGUGAUCGCACUGCCAAAAACAGGAAACACAAAGUAGACUGCAAGGCCGGUUGCGUCGUCUCAAAAGGGUGGAUUAAAUGUCUUCAGUUACCACUAUACACUUCGGAGUCACCCUCGACACAAAUUUUUAAGGCUCUAUAACCCAGUGAAUCAUUCUCAGGAAAUCUUGGGCUGGAUCUGUCCAGGGCUGAGUUUAACCCCAGUCCAGCCUGACCCCAUCUGAACUGCUACUGACGAUAAACCGGGAGCAAAGCUGUUCUGGAGGAGAAUGACCGAGAUGGGACGACAGCGAAGCGGCAGUGAGGACAGAAGAAAAGCAAAGAAGAGGAAACACUCCAGCAGCAAGAACCGAUCUGAGAAGAGUCUGAGAACACACCUGAGAACACACCUGAACAUCUACCUCCACUGGUGCCUGCUGUUUUUCCUGCCGUCUGUCCUGCCUGGUGCUGAUUCUUUACCUGUGGUGGGAGAGAUAGGAGGCAGUAUCACUCUGAAGUGUAAUUCUGACAACACACAGGACCCCAUCCUGACAUUUGGGACCAGAAUUGCUUAUGGUGUCAAUCAGGAUGAACACUUCAGGGACCGUGUGCACAAGACUGACACCUGUGACCUCAUCCUGCAAGACUUGAAGACCACUGAUGCUGGAAAAUACCUUUUAACUCUUUAUGUCGAGGGUGAACCGCUAUGCAGCUACAGUUAUGAGGUCCGUGUUGAUGUUAAUUUAACAGCACUGAUAGGUGAAGAAGUGAUGCUUGCUGAUCUGCCGGGUGAUGCUGAGAGCGUCGAGCAUUUAACAAACACCGGCUCGACAGAAGUCUGGAGGAGAAGGAUGGGUGUCCUGACUGAUCGCCUGAUGGACAAGGAUGGUCACCUGAUCAUUAGGAGCUACACUUUAAGAGACGCUGGAACAUACAGAGUCCUGAACUCAACAGGAGGAGUCCUGGUCACUGUGACCCUCACCGAAUCAAAGUAUGAACAGGACAGCACACGUGAUGAUAACACUAAAGGCACUGAGCGACAUCAUGUUUGGGUUUGGAUGAUGGCUCUGGUGGCUGUGAUUGCGUUUACUGGCUUCAUGAUCUAUCGAUGUCUGAACCGGAACAAGGCACAAGGAGUCCUAAUGAAAGAAAUUGUACAGCUUCCCAUCUGAGCCAAACAUCUCCCGUGUGUGUGUGUGUGUGUGUGUGUGUGUGAGGAAUCGCAGGAGCGGAGUCCUGUGUGGGUUUUAUUCAUUCAAAGACUUUGAGGGCCACUGCUUAACUGAUUCAGUUUAUAAAACGAAUGCCACCUUAUUGGGAAAAUACAGCCCUCCCUCACAACUUUUUGAUUAUUCCCUUCAUUUUAUUCAGAUUUGAACCUGGGUCAACUGCAUCAAAUUGUGAACAACACAUGGUUUUUUUUUAAUCUGCACCACAUAAGUGAAAGUGAAGUGAAAGUGACAUUCAGCCAAGUACAGUGACCCAUACUCAGAAUUUGAGCUCUGCAUUUAACCCAUCCAAAGUGCACACACACACACACUGUGAACACACACACGGAGCAGUGUUCAUCAUUUAUGCUGCGGUGCCCGGGGAGCAGUUGGGGGUUCAAUGCCUUGCUCAAGGACACCUAAGUCGUGGCAUUGAAGGUGGAGAGAGAACUGAAAGCUUACAGAGGUCAUAUGAGAACAUACAUAAAAGUACAUACUUUUGGGUGUGUAGCAAAAGAGUAUGCACGUUGUGGGACAUACUUCGCCUAGUUACGCACACCACAACUGUUAACGUUUCAUUCAUUCUUUAUGUCCAAUAAAAUUUUACUAUGUGUGCUUCUACCAAGUUGAGGAGUGAAGAAGCAGGGCGGCGGCGUCGUAGAACCAAACGCAGGUCGUUUGUGAGGCGGCUGGUUCUGACGUUCAUGUGCAAUGUGUGUAACGAAAUAAAAGAUAACUUUAAUUAGGGUUAAAAAUUUGAAUUCUUACACUUAAAAGCUGAGAGCGCUUCUCCGCUGCUGCUAAAGCUGCCAUGUUUACAUCACUGCAAAGCUCCUCCCUCCCGCACGCAAUGGGUUGUGGGCAAUAUUAGCACUUAGACCGGAAAUAGUAGACCAUCCGGGUAUCUUUGGAACACUCUUUUCAACAUACUAUGAUUUGGGACGUACUAAUUCUAGUUUCGCAUACUAUUUAGGACGGAUAGUAUGCGAAUUGGGACUCCGCAAUAGUUUUUAAUGUUACCAGCCAGUUCCAGAAAGUUUGGUUUCUUUUUUUUUUAAUUUUGACUUGUGCAAAUAAAAUUUGGAUAAAAUAAUUAAAUGUAUCACACAAUACUCUGAACAUAGACUUUUGUCAUUUUGAGUAAAACCAAACUAAACAUUUUCCCACCGUAGUGCAAAUUGAGGGUAAAUAUGGAGAACAAAAAUGCAAAUUUCUUUUUUUUUUUUCAGGUAAUAGUUAAUGUUGUUGGAGAUAUGCCUCUUAGACAUAAAACCUGAUUGCGUUCCAUCAAUUAUAGAAUCUAAUCCUUUUUUUAUUGUUUUAUUAUUUUUUUAAAUAAUAUAUUGCAGAUAUGUUCACUGAAUAUAAACCUAACAGAGCACUCUGUUAGAAAUACCAAGGGUUCACACAAAACAAGGGAAAUCUGCUUUUAGUUUUUAUGCCGCUCGCAGUUGGAAUCAGCUUCCAGAAGAGAUCAGAUGAGCUAAAACACUAGUCACAUUUAAAUCUAGACUUAAAACUCAUCUGUUUAGCUGUGCAUUUAUUGAAUGAGCACUGUGCAAUGUCCAAACUGAUUGCACUAUAUUUCCACUGUUUUUUAUGUAAAAUCAUUUUCUAACUGUUUUUAAAUGUUUUGAUCAUUUUAAAAGUUUUAAAAUUGCUUGUUUUAUUCUUGUUAUUAUUUUUUUCAUGAUUAUUUUACUUUCUUUUAUGUAAAGCACUUUGAAUUACCAUUGUGUACGAAAUGUGCUAUA
Molecule: messenger RNA, 3420 nt
Organism: Carassius gibelio (silver crucian carp)
Lineage: Eukaryota; Metazoa; Chordata; Actinopteri; Cypriniformes; Cyprinidae
Exons: 8
Coding region: 749-1630 (293 amino acids)
Source: RefSeq, a predicted model, not a curated record